This is a messenger RNA of Quercus robur (English oak), 446 nucleotides long. RefSeq lists its product as uncharacterized. The record is from RefSeq and is a predicted model, not a curated record. Bases 6 to 377 code for a protein of 123 amino acids. The transcript is spliced from 2 exons. NCBI's taxonomy places the organism in Eukaryota, Viridiplantae, Streptophyta, Magnoliopsida, Fagales, Fagaceae.
AAAAUAUGUAUAGGUCUCAGCCACAUCUUCAAUGGUUGUCCCCCAUCUUCUUGGUUGUGAUUCUCCCACAUCUUCUUGGAUUCACUGUCCAACAAUCUUUAGCUCGGCCUCUAAAUCCAAAAAUGGUGGUGGAGGGGAGGAAGAAGCAAUCCUUAUCCAGUUCAACUUUUGCGGCAUUGCUCAAAGACCGAUAUGUACACAAUAAUGGAGAAAUUCCAGGAGGUCCACCUGUCCUGUAUUCCCCUCCUCAAAUUGGAAACCAUGACAUGAGUGCUGGUCCGAAGGUACAUGGUGGUGAAUAUGGUCCAAUGAAUAAAGGUCGAGUCCCACCAUCAGCUCCUAAUCCAACCACCCUUGAUGCAAUUGGCAACCCCUGAUGAGAUGAGUAGCGGUGAAGAAAACUUGUUGCUGUAAUGCUGUUUCUCUAGAACAAUUCUCUGCUCAAU